AAAGAUAGAUUAUACUAAAAGAUUGCUUGCCUUCCAUGCUUAACUCAAAUCUGAUUCUUUGCCCUCCCAUCAAUCAUACUACUCCAAACAUGUUCUCAUUAACCUCCUCCUUCUUCUUCUUCUUCCCUCUAAGCAAAGCUCCAUUUCCAAGCUCUACAAAUCAACGAUGCCGCAGCAGCAGCGUGACAACAAUCCCCAUUUUCUUCCGCCGCAGCUCCCGGAAACGCCGGAGCCGCCGCGGCAUGGGCCUACGUUCUACCCGCCGCAGUCACGGAGGCCGCGGUCUAAAGUUGCAGUACCUCAGCCACCUCCUCCCCACCGGGAUUCCUCGCCGCCGCCGCCGCCGUCUGAUCACCGUCCGGGUACAUCAGCGGCGCCGCUCCCUGCAAAUUUUGUUCCCCAGCAACACCCCCGGUCAAAGCCGCCGGAAGAUGAUUACAUUGACUUAGUUCCUCCACAGCGGCAGCCCCCCAAAGCUCAGCCACCUCCACAGCCGCCGCGACGCAGCGGCCCCCAAGGCCAGCCGCACCACCACCACCACCACCCUCACCUGAGGGUGCCAUCAAGAACCAAAACCAAUCCCUUAGCAUGGCUCAUCGCAGCCUGCUGCACCCUCUUCUGGAUCCUAGUCAUCUUAGCCCUCCUAGCAAUCCUCGUAAUCUAUCUAGUUUUCCGCCCAAGAAACCCCAAAUUCGACAUUUCCAGCGCCACCCUCAACGCCGCCUACCUCGACAUGGGCUACCUCCUCAACGCAGAUCUCACCCUGCUCGCAAACUUCACAAACCCAAACAAGAAAGGCAAGGUGGAGUUCCAUUACGCAGUCGUGGAUCUUUACCAUGACAAAUCUCCCAUUGCAUCCACUUAUAUCCAGCAAUUCUCCAUGAUGAACCAUGAAUACAAGUUCCAAGAUGUGCACUUUGUGACCAGCCAGGUUGGGCUUUCUGCAGAUCACAGUCAGAAGCUGAGAACUCAGAUUGAGAAUGGGAAAGUUAGGUUUGAAGUGAAGGGUCUGUUCAGAGUGAGGUCUGAUCUGGGGGGGAUUCUCAAGUACUCAUAUUGGCUCUAUAGCCAUUGCACAAUCAUGGUUUCUAGUCCUCCCACUGGGAUCUUGAUUGCAAAAAGGUGCAGCACAAAGCGUUGAGAUUGGAGACGAUGAAAAUAACGUUAGAACGAGGUUAAUUUUGUUUUUAAUGUCUCAUUAAUUGGUUAAGUAGUUUACUGUAACUUUAAACUUCAUUGAUGAAUGGUGCUAUUGCAUUUGUUUUUUUCCUUGAAAAUGUAUUUAUCCCAUUCUGAGGAUGGACUAUUGUGUAGUGUACCUGAGAUGAAUAACACAUGUAAUU
Messenger RNA from Ipomoea nil (Japanese morning glory), 1343 nucleotides. RefSeq lists its product as uncharacterized. The record is from RefSeq and is a predicted model, not a curated record. Gene Ontology annotation, cellular component: plasma membrane. Bases 167 to 1141 code for a protein of 324 amino acids. NCBI's taxonomy places the organism in Eukaryota, Viridiplantae, Streptophyta, Magnoliopsida, Solanales, Convolvulaceae. The transcript has a single exon.